GCUGGGAGCUGUGUCCUCCCGCGGUGCCCUUCUCUGUCAGCGGCUGCGAUCCGCCCUGCAUCGGCGGCCGCUUGUCCCAGAGCCGCCGAGCUUGUCAGGGCUGCGCAGACUUCGCCGUGAGCCCCUGCUGCUCGGUGUGUGGGGAGAUGGGCCGAGAAAAUCCCCUGCGGGGCUCCCCACGGAACUACAGCUCCCGGCGUGCAUUGCGCCCUGAGCAAGUUACUGCCAGGGGUGGGGGGAAAGAUGGCGGCCGCUAGACCGGGUUGGAGAGGUGGCUGAGCUUAUUGUGUUUUUGCAAAAUUGAAGACAGAUUCCUGAUUAACAAUGCCUGGCAGAGUGUGCUGCUGUUGUGCUGCUUUGAGACCUCGCUACAAGCGCCUGGUAGAUAACAUAUUUCCUGAAGAUCCAAAAGAUGGCCUUGUUAAAGCUGAUAUGGAGAAGCUGACUUUCUAUGCAGUUUCUGCACCAGAAAAGCUGGAUAGAAUUGGUGCUUAUCUGGCAGAGAGACUGAGCAGAGAUGUUGUCAGACAUCGCUAUGGGUAUGUUUUAAUUGCCAUGGAGGCAUUGGAUCAGCUCCUAAUGGCUUGCCAUUCUCAAAGCAUAAAACCAUUUGUGGAAAGUUUCCUUCAUAUGGUGGCCAAGCUUCUGGAAUCAGGUGAACCAAAGCUGCAGGUUCUUGGAACUAAUUCUUUUGUCAAAUUUGCCAAUAUUGAGGAGGACACACCUUCCUAUCACAGACGCUAUGACUUCUUUGUGUCUCGAUUCAGUGCCAUGUGUCAUUCCUGUGACCACGAUCCAGAAAUACAAACUGAGAUCCGAAUUGCUGGAAUCAGGGGCAUUCAGGGAGUGGUUCGAAAAACAGUUAAUGAUGAACUUCGAGCAACUAUAUGGGAACCUCAGCACAUGGACAAGAUAGUACCAUCAUUGCUGUUUAAUAUGCAGAAAAUAGAAGAUAUUGACAGCAGAAUAGGCCCUCCAUCCUCUCCCACAGAAGGAGAGAAAGAAGAAAAUCCUGCCCUGCUGGCUGAGAACUGUUUCAGGGAACUGCUGGGAAGAGCAACCUAUGGAAAUAUGAAUAAUGCUGUCAGACCAGUUUUUGCGCAUUUAGACCAUCAUAGACUAUGGGAUCCAAAUGAAUUUGCUGUUUCUUGCUUCAAAAUCAUCAUGUACUCUAUACAGGCACAAUAUUCCCAUCAUGUAAUACAAGAAAUUCUUGGACACCUUGAUUUUCGCAAAAGGGACUCCCCACGAGUUCGUGCUGGCAUUAUUCAGGUUCUUUUAGAAGCAGUUGCUAUAGCAGCUAAAGGAUCAAUAGGCCCAACAGUUCUGGAGGUUUUUAAUACCUUGUUGAAGCACUUGCGCAUCAGCGUUGACUUUGAGCUGAGUGAUCGGCGCAGUUCAGCAGGAAGUGCAACUUUCAGCACAAGCUCCAAAGAGAAUGAUGAGAGGAUUGUCCAGAAUGCAAUUAUUCAAACAAUUGGAUUUUUUGGAAGCAAUCUCCCUGAUUACCAGAGAUCAGAGAUUAUGAUGUUCAUUAUGGGAAAAGUACCUGUUUUCGGGACAGCUUUGCAAACACUUGAUACCAGUCAUCUUGGAGAUUUGGGAACUAGGAGGAUUCAAAUCAUGUUAUUGAGAUCUUUACUUAUGGUGACUGCAGGAUACAAAGCCACAACAAUAACCAAUGCACUUCCUUCCCCGUUUCUGGACCCGUUAUUGUCUCCUUCACUCAUGGAAGACUCUGAGCUGAGGCAGCUGGUCUUGGAGAUCCUGCACAAUCUCAUUGAUCGACAUGACAACAGAGCAAAGCUCAGAGGGAUAAGAAUAAUACCAGAUGUUUCUGAUCUAAAGAUAAAACGAGACAAAAUUUCAAGGCAAGAUGUGAGCUUCAUGAAAAAGCAUGGUCAGCAGUUGUACAGACACAUCUACUUAGGAUGCAAAGAAGAAGACAAUGUCCAAAAGAAUUUUGAGCUGCUGUUUACAUCUCUAGCUCUUACCACAAUUGAACUUGCUAAUGAAGAAGUGGUUAUUGACCUCAUUCGAUUAGCUAUAGCUUUGCAGGACGUUGCCAUCAUCAAUGAGGAUAAUUUGCCAAUGUUUAAUCGGUGUGGCAUCAUGGCACUGGUGGCAGCAUAUCUAAACUUUCUGAGUCAGAUGAUUGCAGUUCCUGCCUUUUGUCAGCAUGUCAGCAAGGUCAUCGAAACUAGAAGUGUAGAAGCAUCCUAUUUUCUACCAGAAACAAUUUUCAAAGACAAAUGCAAUCUUCCAAAGUCCUUGGAGAAGCAUGAAAAAAACUUAUUUUUCCUGACAAACAAGAUUGCAGAAUCAUUAGGAGGCAGUGGAUACAGUGUGGAAAGAUUGUCAGUUCCAUAUGUUCCUCAGGUAACAGAUGAGGACAGACUCUCCAGGAGGAAGAGCAUUGUGGACACAGUAUCUCUUCAGGUGGAUAUUCUGCCUGGCAACGGCACAGAGGAUAAGGUUGAUAAUACUGAAGAAAUAACCUUUGAAGCUCUGAAGAAAGCAAUUGAUAACAAUGGGCUUGAAGAACAGGAAAAAGAAAAAAGACGCCUUGUGAUUGAGAAGUUCCAGAAAGCACCAUUUGAAGAAAUUGCAGCACAAUGUGAAACCAAAGCAAACUUGCUUCAUGAUAGACUUGCACAGAUACUGGAACUCACCAUUCGUCCUCCACCCAGCCCCUCAGGAACGAUGACCAUGACUGCUGGACAUGCCCAUUACCAAUCUGUUCCAGUCUACGAGAUGAAGUUUCCAGACCUUUGUGUGUAUUAAGUGUCUUCUGAAGUCUGCUGGACAUUAUUUAGAAUAGAAUACAAUAGAAAGAACAAGAUGAGUUUUCAAAUUUUGUUUUUUAUUUCAUCUAAGAUAACUUUAAAGUAAUGAUGAAUAUGAGCCAAAUACAGAUUACUCUAGCCAAAAUCAUAAGACUGUCCUGACUUGUUUUUUCUUCUGUAAUAUAUGUGAAGUGCACACAUUUCUUCACAUUUCUUUGUUUUCGUAUUUGAGUAUAUGUAAGUCAGAUUUAAAACUUAACUUGCCAUAUAGGUGAAUGUUUCAAUUACAUUAGGAAUUUUGAUUUCUUUUCAUUCCUUUAAUUUGAGACAUUGUAACUGAAGAACAUGUUAAAGCUUUUUUGUUUGGUCCUUUGGUUGUUGUUGUUGUUUUCUCCUCUCCAAUAGCAUUGUUGUGUUCUCUCCACCUUAAUUAUAUAUCUAAAUAGAAUGCUUUUGGCUUGCUUCAUCUUAAUAAAUGUAACCUUGGCUCCCUUCUGUUCAUGCUGUCAGAGGUAGCCAACUUGUACAUUUUGAAAUAUGUGGAAAAAACAAUAGCUUACAUGUGUUCAACUACAGUAAAUGGAUUAAUGGACACUCGUUAACUAUUUUUUGAUGCAUAACAUACCUGCUUUUUUAAAUAUAUGCGCCCACUAUAUGUCCCGUGCUUCUAGCUAAAAGUUAACUGCUUUGCAUAAGAGAGGAGAAAUCUCUUGAAGCACUGAACUGUGCAAUAUUUUUCAUGUCUUAAGGUGUAUGGUUUACAGACUUUUGAAAAUGCAGUAGUAUUUUACUGUCUGCUUUAGUAUAAAUAGACAAGAGAUAUAUUUAGUAUAGCAGAAAAUAAACUGAGGGCGUUUUAAGUCAUAAAUACAGAAGUUACAAAUGUAUUCUGUGAGGUGUUUCUCUGGAGUUUAUUGCAGCUUUUAAAUAAUAUUUUAGUAAUUUGGAUAAAUAGAUAAAACCAUUUAAAGAUCAAGAUACCGUUACACAUGUUUUCAAGCAAAAGCAUUUUUAGAGAUGCAUCUCUGUGUUCAUUUCUGUUUCAUUUCUGAAACCUUUCAAGAAAGAAGGAAAAUGUGGUAAAUUUCAUAGGUUUAUGUAUCUGAGUUUACUACUCUAAUGUAAAGACAGUAACACUUAUACAGUAAAUCACUGAUGAAAAUUGUCAAGGCUGUCUUUAUGAAUCACUAAAUUCUGCAGGCAAAAAAUAAAAACAGUGGGUUUUGAUACCAUGAAUAAUAAGUUUGCAGUCCCUUUAUCUGACUGAAGGAGCACAAACAUGAAUCAUUAUUCUCAAGUAUCUCUAAUAAAUGUAAGACUUCUAAGUUAGCCAGUGGCUUAGGUACACAGUGAUCAAGCCAUGAGCAAAGUGAUUUAACUUCAGUUAGCCCUGCUUUGAGCAGGAGCUUGGACCUUCAGAAAUUUCAACCUAAAUUAGUUUACACCUGUGUAAUUAUAAGAUCUGAAUGGUUACCAGGCCAGCAAAUUUGUUGUUUUGAGCAUUUGCAAACCCACUGUGGAACAGAUUUUAUGUUUUUUCAGCUGUAGGUCUGUACUCCACUGGACUACUUUUAAAAGCCUGAUUUGCCUCGACAUCAGAGUAAUAUCAGCUACUUAAACCUAUGAUAUAACGUGCUGAGACUUUCAGAAAGCAUUCUUAAAACUCAAAAGGUAAUUGAGACCUUCUUUUCAGUUUAACAGUGCAAUCACAGCUGUUAGUGGAUGACGAAACAGCCCCUUAUCUACAGCAUUCCGUUGUGAUUUUUACUGCUGCAGCGUAUCAGCCUGAUCAGACCACAGUCUACACAGUCUAAGUAGGACUCUAGCUUUUAGUUUUCACUUUUUUUUUUUCUUUUUUUUUUUUAAGGUAAGACAUAAUAGUUUUUUGGCCUAUAUGAAGAGUAUAAUUUUUUAAACAGUAAAUUUAACCUAGGGAUACAAUGUAAACCACUUACCCACUCUGUCGUUUUUUUAAAAUAACACUGUGCACUUUUGUACAAAAAGAAAAUGAGGAGUCUAAGAAAUAAAGAAUGUACUUCCGUUUGCACUCUUGCAGAAUGAAGACUGUGCUGUAAAUACAGGAUUGUUUCUGUGAUUGAAUUCUGUUGCAUGAAUGCUGCAUGUGAAAAUAACUAGCUACAGCAUUUCAUUUUUCGUUCUGUUUAUGAACUGUUCUUCAUUUAGACUAAUGAUAGGUUUCUAUGAUUUCAAUGUUCAAAUGAAUUUUAUUUGGAAAAUGCAGGUGUUGUGCAGGUAUUGUGCAGGGAGUGAAGAGCUUGUAACACUCUGUGUGAUCACGUGGUAUUUAGUUUCUUCCUUUCUGGAAAUUCAGGGAGUCUGCAAGUCCAUAAUUGGUUCACUCUGGCCUUUCUAGACAGCUGUGAGAUGGGAGUGACUGUAAAAUAUAUUGUUUUGGUAGCUAUUGUAAUAUGUAGCUAAUGAAUGAAACCAAAUGAAUUAAGAAUGCUGUUGUAUAAUAUAAAGCUGCUUUGUUUCACUUAUCUCCUUCUGUUCUUGAGACAAACUGGAGAACUUAAAAGCUCUAUGUGCAUACUGGCCCUGUGUUAUCUGCAACACAUUAAGUACUGUCAUAAUCUUUAUAAAUUGUAUCCAGCUGUUUAGAUUUAUUCCAGCUUUUACUCUGGAUUCUCUCUCCCAUUGUGUUCUUUUGAAAAAAAUUGUAAUGGUUUGGUAGUAGGUCACUUUAAAAUAAAUUAAAUCCUUGUUGAUUUCAAAAUAUAAGAAAUAGGCUGUUGUUCAAAAUAUUGUUCAGAAUGAGAAUAGGGCUAAUUUGUUGUUUUAAUGGUCAUAUAUUCAGUACUGUACAUAAUGAACCAGUUUCAAUAAAUGUGAGAACACACUGUGCAAUCUAUAUUUAAGCAAUAAAAUAAGCCAAAAUUUAAAAUUAA
Calypte anna (Anna's hummingbird) is the source of this 5695-nucleotide messenger RNA. RefSeq names its product EFR3 homolog A (gene EFR3A). The transcript is spliced from 24 exons. Bases 325 to 2784 code for a protein of 819 amino acids. The record is from RefSeq and is a predicted model, not a curated record. NCBI's taxonomy places the organism in Eukaryota, Metazoa, Chordata, Aves, Apodiformes, Trochilidae. Gene Ontology annotation, cellular component: plasma membrane. Gene Ontology annotation, biological process: protein localization to plasma membrane.